This is a messenger RNA of Myripristis murdjan (pinecone soldierfish), 1338 nucleotides long. RefSeq names its product ADP-ribosylation factor-like 4ab (gene arl4ab). The record is from RefSeq and is a predicted model, not a curated record. The coding region runs from base 190 to 795 and encodes 201 amino acids. Gene Ontology annotation, molecular function: GTPase activity; GTP binding. Lineage: Eukaryota; Metazoa; Chordata; Actinopteri; Holocentriformes; Holocentridae. The transcript has 2 exons.
GCUCUAUGGAUAUGGAAAGCGCAACAAGCGGAGAUACAUCAUCUACUGUUACACUGCCGAUUUCUCGUGGACUUAAUCUUAAUCACACAGGUUCAGGUUGCAGCUCCUAGGGAAUAAAAGCAGCCUGGUGAAUAUUUGGUGAAAGCUGAGCGACUUCUGCCCUGUCCCUUCCAUCGCUGCUCCAUCAAGAUGGGGAAUGGAUUAUCAGACCAUCACGCUCUUUUCCCAUGCCUCCCUUCCUUCCAGGCUCUGCAUAUCGUCAUUCUCGGAUUGGACUGCGCCGGCAAGACCACCGUGUUGUACCGCCUGCGUUUCAACGAGUUCGUGAACACUGUCCCAACAAAGGGAUUUAACACUGAGAAAAUCAAAGUGUCACUCGGGGCUAGCCGGCGGACGGCGUCCUUCCAUUUCUGGGAUGUAGGUGGCCAGGAGAAGCUGCGGCCUCUGUGGCGCUCUUACACCCGCUGUGCAGACGGCAUUGUGUUUGUGGUGGACUCUGUGGACGCCGAGCGCAUCGAGGAGGCCAAGACAGAGCUACACAAGAUCACACGGCUGGCGGAGAACCAGGGAGUCCCGGUUCUGGUGGUGGCCAACAAACAGGAUCUGAGGAACUCGCUUAGCCUGGCAGAGAUGGAGAACAUGCUGGCGUUGGGGGAGCUGGGUGCCUCCACGCCCUGGCACCUUCAGCCAGCCUGCGCCAUCAUCGGAGAAGGGCUGCAGGAAGGGCUGGAAAAGCUGCACGCUAUGAUCAUGAAGAGGAGAAAGAUGCUCCGGCAGCAGAAGAAGAAGAGAUGAUGGCGAUGCUCAAAAGCAGCAGUGGGAACUAUGAGAGGACUAACAUGAGCAGGAUGCCAAGCCACACAGGGACUACUGUCACCUGGAUCCAGAGCUGCUGGUCCGUUGUGUAUGCUGUUAAAGAGAACCAGUCCCUCGGCAGCCCUGUGAAGUCUGAUUGCUCAUUGGCUCAUUGGAGUUUGAUCCGUCCAGUGGAACUGUUGAUGCAGGGUCAACGGGGGCUUCCUUCUCUCAAAGGCCAAAUGGAAUUGAUUUUGUCCUGUGGACUAUUGAUACCAACAAGCCUGCCAGCGACAAGGGACACUGAUGUUGUUUUAAAGGAAGUAUUAUGCCAUACAGCAGCAAGUUGUGAAGUUUACACUGAACACUCAAAUGACAAAGGCGGAGAAUGCGCUCUGACUUGUCUCUUUUUUCUCAUUUGAUCAAAAUGUUUGCCGUUUCCCUGUUAAAAAAAAAAGAUGAAUCUUUAUAUUUUUUAUUUCACCAAAGCUUGUGUUGAGACAGACAGGAGCAUAUGUUAUAUUAGAGCGAACUAUCAAAGUU